GCUCCCCCGGGCUCGCUCCGGGCUGAAAGGAGCGGGGCCCCUCCCAGUUACCUGGCCCCGCUGGCCCAGGUCCCCAGGGGGCGGAGGCAGGCCGGCCCGGCGCGCUCCGGGAGGCGGCCGGAAUUGACAGGUGGUGGCCAGUCCCGUCACAAGCCACAGCCGAGCUCCGCCGGGCGAUCGGCCACAUUGUUGUUCCCCCACCGGGCGGGCGGGCGCAGCAGUGCCGCGAGCAGGGCCGGGGAGGAGAAGCCGGGGGCCCGUGGGAGGCCGACCUCAGGCCCCCAGCCCCCUGGCAGCCCCGGCGCCGAAGGGAGAAGCGGGGGGCUCGGCGCAGGAGGGGAGCUGGGGGGAAGCGGCGCAGCGGCUGCCCAGCUCAGCCGCACUCCCCGCCGCCCGUCGGCCUGCCUGCGGUCCGCGCCCCUCCCGCGAGCAGCCGCCACUCCAUCCCGGGAACCCGGCUCGGGGCCCCCUCGCCCCCGCCCCUCCUCGUUUCUCUGCCUCCUUCUCCCGCCCUCAGCCCCUCGGGGCCGGGCUCAGCAAGCAAACGGCGCCCGCGCUCUGCGCCGCCCGCCCGGGCUCUGCUCUUCCCCCGCCCCAAGAGAACAGAAGCGGCGGCCGCCGUGCUGGCCCCGGGCCGGGAGGAGCUGCAGCAGCGGCAGCUGGGCGGGGAGCGCUGGGAGCUGGCGGCGGCCCCGGCGGCAGCAGAGAGAGAGCGAGCAGCCGCGAGCAUCGGACGGAGGGAGCUCCGCCGCGGCCAGCCCGCGGGGGCUGCAGGAGCCAAGCUCGGGACCCCCUCGGACCCGCCUUCCGGCUCCCCCGCGCCCCGGCUCCCCAAACCCUGGAGCUGCUCAGGAGCAGAUGAGGAAGGGUGGUGAGAGUCCCCCCAAGAGCUGGACUGAAGAACAAGCAACGCACGAAGGGCCUCCCUUUCCAGUGAUAAUGAAGAAAAGCCGGAGUGUUAUGACAGUGACCGCUGAUGAGAAUGUCAAGGAUUACUUGGAAUGUGGCCUGAGUAAAUCUUACAGCUCCUCCAGUAACACCCUAGGGAUCGACCUCUGGAGAGGGAGGAGAUGCUGCUCUGGGAAUCUCCAGUUGCCCCCACUGUCCCAGAGACAGUCGGAAAGAGCCCGAACGCCUGAUGGAGAUAGCAUUUCAAGACCCACCACUCUUCCUUUGCUGACGCUUCCAAGCAUCGCCAUCACUACCGUAAGCCAAGAGAGCUUCGAUGUGGAAAAUGGCCCGUCCCCUGGCCGGAGCCCCCUGGACCCCCAGGCCGGCUCUUCCUCGGGGCUUGUGCUGCACACCACCUUCCCCGGGCACAGCCAGCGUCGGGAGUCGUUCCUCUACAGGUCAGACAGCGACUAUGAUCUCUCGCCCAAGGCUAUGUCUAGAAAUUCUUCCCUUCCAAGCGAACAACAUGGUGACGACCUGAUCGUAACACCUUUUGCACAGGUCCUCGCCAGCUUGCGAAGUGUGAGGAAUAACUUCACCCUCCUGACCAAUCUGCAUGGAGCAGCCAACAAGAGGUCUCCAGCUGCUACCCAGCCUCCUGUCUCCAGAGUUAACCUCCAAGACGAGUCCUGCCAGAAGUUGGCCAUGGAGACCCUGGAGGAGCUCGACUGGUGCUUGGACCAGCUGGAGACCAUCCAGACGUACCGCUCGGUCAGCGAGAUGGCCUCCAACAAGUUCAAGAGAAUGUUGAAUCGGGAGCUGACCCACCUCUCGGAGAUGAGCCGGUCUGGGAACCAGGUGUCCGAGUAUAUUUCAAACACUUUCCUAGACAAGCAGAAUGAGGUGGAGAUCCCGUCUCCCACUCAGAAAGACCGGGAGAAGAAGAAGAAAGAGCAGCAGGUCAUGACCCAGAUCAGUGGGGUGAAAAAGCUGAUGCACAGCUCCAGUCUGAACAAUACCAGCAUCUCGCGCUUCGGGGUCAAGACGGAGAAGGAAGAUCACCUGGCAAAAGAGCUGGAAGACCUGAACAAAUGGGGUCUCAACAUCUUCAAGGUAGCUGGAUAUUCUCACAACAGGCCCUUGACGUGUAUCAUGUAUGCCAUAUUCCAGGAAAGAGACCUUCUAAAGACGUUCAAAAUCUCUUCUGACACCUUUGUAACCUACAUGAUGACUUUAGAAGACCAUUACCAUUCUGAUGUGGCUUAUCAUAACAGCCUCCAUGCUGCCGACGUGGCCCAGUCAACCCACGUUCUUCUUUCCACGCCAGCCUUAGAUGCCGUCUUCACAGAUUUGGAAAUCCUGGCUGCCAUCUUUGCCGCUGCGAUCCACGAUGUUGACCACCCAGGGGUCUCCAAUCAGUUCCUCAUCAACACAAAUUCCGAACUCGCUCUGAUGUAUAACGAUGAGUCCGUUUUGGAAAACCACCACCUGGCUGUGGGUUUCAAGCUGCUCCAGGAAGAGCACUGUGACAUUUUCCAGAACCUGACCAAGAAGCAGCGCCAGACCCUCAGGAAGAUGGUGAUCGACAUGGUUUUGGCAACGGACAUGUCCAAGCAUAUGGGCCUAUUGGCAGACCUGAAAACGAUGGUGGAAACUAAAAAAGUGACCAGCUCUGGCGUCCUCCUUCUGGACAACUACACGGAUCGGAUCCAGGUCCUCCGCAACAUGGUACAUUGUGCCGACCUGAGCAACCCCACCAAGUCUUUGGAAUUAUACCGGCAAUGGACAGACCGCAUCAUGGAGGAAUUCUUCCAACAGGGAGACAAGGAGCGAGAGAGGGGGAUGGAGAUCAGCCCCAUGUGUGACAAACACACGGCCUCGGUGGAAAAAUCCCAGGUGGGCUUCAUCGACUACAUCGUCCACCCCCUGUGGGAGACCUGGGCCGACCUGGUGCAGCCCGACGCCCAGGACAUCCUGGACACCUUGGAAGACAACCGGAACUGGUACCAGAGCAUGAUCCCGCAGAGCCCCUCGCCGCCCCUCGAGGAGCAGAACAGAGACUGCCAGGGGCUGAUGGAGAAGUUCCAGUUCGAACUGACCUUGGAAGAGGAGGACUCGGAGGCUCCGGACAAGGAAGGGGAGGGCGGCGGCUACUUCGGGAGCACAAAGACUCUGUGUGUGAUCGACCCCGAGCGCCGGGCGUCUCCGGAGGAGGCGGACGCGGAGACGGAGGCGGGGGACGCGUCCCCCGUGGACACAUAAUGCCCGCAGCCGGCGCUCUCGCUGGGGCGAGACGAACGUUCAGUCCUUCAUGAGCAUGCCGGCGGUCCGGGAGGGCCAGCCUGGGCUCCGGGUCCGAGGCCUGCUUCCGACAAAGGCCAAAUGACCUUUGCGGCGAGUUCCUUGAGAUUGGAGCCAGAGGGAGAGAGUGUGAGGGAAUGGCUGGCUGCUCGGGAACCUCGUGAGAUGGCUUGGGUUGGCUUCUCGGGAAGCAGAGACUCUGGUUCUCUCGGGAACGGGCCGGGACCGCCGCCGGUGGUCCGGGACGCCCGCGACGACGCUCAGAGAACUUUUUGUUUUUCCUGCACUCGACUUCGGAAACCUGUCCCGUUCGCGGGCCAGGCCUGACUGACCAAGAGCGCUUUGUGACCCUGCCCCUCUGUCCUGUCUGCAGACCCGUGUGCCUUUUUUGUACAACGUUUUCACGUCUUUGAAAUGCCUGUUGAAUACCUAGAGUUUAGUAGCAACUUCUGCGCAGAACCAAGUGUUUUGAGGAUUUCUGUACUUUUUCGAGUCUUUCUGAAAAGGAAAACCCACCUUCCUUCUUGCACAGGCAAUAUCUUUCACCUUCUUGUCGUUUCUUUUACAAACGAGAGAGGAAGGAUAUUGUUCUUCCCCACCUCCUCUUGCCCCGGGCACCCCUACUUUCUGCUUGCCUGCUUGCCUUCCACUGAGCUUGCCCACAGAACAAACCUCACAAGCUGGGAGUUGGGCGGGUGGGGAAGGGCUCCCUGUUCUCCUGCAGGACCGCGGAGGUCCGGGCUCCAUUUGGCGUGAGAAGGCCCCGUUGGCCACGGCCCCUUGCCCACGAAAGCUGCACGCUCUCCCUUCCGUUCUCCCCGCGCCCCUUCUCGUCCAUGGUUAGUUCGCUCCGCCAUCUUUCUCUCGCACUGUCCUGGGCUCUAACACCCUCAUUACUGUUUAUAACAGUGUAUUUAUUACUUAAUGUAUAUAGUGUAAUGUUUUGUAAGUUAUUAAUUUAUAUAACUUAACAUUGCCCGCCAAUGGCGGGGUUCAAGAAAUUUGUGUAGAAAGCUCUACCUAAGAGCGGCACCUUUGUCACCUUUUCUAUGGCAUUCUGGAGAACCUGAACAUAGCUCAAGAGAGACCUACGGACCCCCGGCCCCCUCCCUGCCGCCCCCAGCUGACUUCUUCUAGAGAGAUUUCCCCCACGUGGGGUCAGUCACAGCUGACGGCCAAACCCCUUUCAAACCCUGGUGCCAGAAUGGAGCUCCGGCCGCCGUCGGAGCGCGAGAUCGGGGGGCACGGGGGCGUCGCCCACUAACCAGGUUCCUAGGCCGCGGCUUCCGUCCCAAAGCAACACUAUGUACGUCCACCGGGGGGUCCCCCCACAACAUCCAAACUACUGAGAUGCUCGAGGAAGCCCCGGCGAGGCCCGGAGAGGAGGCGCCCAACCAGCUGCCUCGCUGCAAUGUGAAUUUCGAUAGCAGAAUGUGAACGGAUGCCCCGAUCGGGCCAAUGUGAAGCUUCUCCGGACGAGCCGCGGGAGGCGCGUCCAUCCCGCCCGGGCCCGUCUCUGCCCGUGAGCCCGCGGCCAGUCCCGGGACCGCAUCCUAGGACGCUCCUGCACGGCCCGGGGGUCUGCGUGUCUGUCCCGCACUGCGUUGUUCCAGGUGGACGUUUUAUUGUUUUCCAAAGUUUCUCACAAUGUAUGUUAUGGUAUUAUUAUAAUUAUUAUUAUAUAUUGUGUUCAGAUGCAUUCUCGAGAGAUUUUUAUAUGAAGUAAAUAAAUGAAAGCAUGACCCAA
Messenger RNA from Antechinus flavipes (yellow-footed antechinus), 4939 nucleotides. RefSeq names its product phosphodiesterase 4B (gene PDE4B). Gene Ontology annotation, biological process: signal transduction. The coding region runs from base 859 to 3153 and encodes 764 amino acids. Gene Ontology annotation, cellular component: nucleus; cytosol; perinuclear region of cytoplasm. The record is from RefSeq and is a predicted model, not a curated record. Lineage: Eukaryota; Metazoa; Chordata; Mammalia; Dasyuromorphia; Dasyuridae. Gene Ontology annotation, molecular function: 3',5'-cyclic-AMP phosphodiesterase activity; transmembrane transporter binding. The transcript has 18 exons.